AUGUCGAAGAAUAUCCGGAUAAACCACAGGGAAACCCCCAUCUCGGCCUCAGUUGAGCGGCAAAAGCGCAGCUGUGAACGCUGCAAUGAGAAGAAAAUUGGAUGCGACCGACUGGACCCAUGCAAAGCCUGUUCUGAAUCUGGCAGUCCGUGCAUUUACCCAGAUAAGCGAGCACCGCGAACCUUGAAUCGUCCAUCAGUCCCUGGGCUCCUCACUCGCCUGGAGGAGCUGGAAGCGGAAGUUGAACAGCUUCGUUCUGUGAACCGUGACCAAGUGACGAAUGAGAACUCUCUCAAAGGAACGAAUCCAAGCCCGUCGGCUUUCUUCGACUUUUCUCCUCUCAUCCAGGACUGGUCUCGAGAAACUUUCUAUGAGUAG
Messenger RNA from Penicillium malachiteum, 378 nucleotides. RefSeq names its product Zn(II)2Cys6 transcription factor domain-containing protein. The transcript has a single exon. The record is from RefSeq and is a predicted model, not a curated record. Lineage: Eukaryota; Fungi; Ascomycota; Eurotiomycetes; Eurotiales; Aspergillaceae. Gene Ontology annotation, molecular function: zinc ion binding; sequence-specific DNA binding; DNA-binding transcription factor activity, RNA polymerase II-specific. Gene Ontology annotation, biological process: positive regulation of transcription by RNA polymerase II. Bases 1 to 378 code for a protein of 125 amino acids.